Molecule: messenger RNA, 3672 nt
Organism: Piliocolobus tephrosceles (Ugandan red Colobus)
Lineage: Eukaryota; Metazoa; Chordata; Mammalia; Primates; Cercopithecidae
Product: histamine N-methyltransferase
Exons: 7
Coding region: 199-960 (253 amino acids)
Molecular function (GO): N-methyltransferase activity
Source: RefSeq, a predicted model, not a curated record
GGAGGUUUCUCAGCCAUUCCACGGAACACCAGUGCAUGCAGGAAUUCAUGGACAAGAAGCUGCCAGGCAUAAUAGCAAGGAUUGGAGACACAAAAUCAGAAAUUAAGAUUCUAAGUAUAGGCGGAGGUGCAGUUUUUUAGGAAACUACCAAACUGUAUUCCAAAGUGGCUCCAGAUUUACCUUUCCCACCAGCAGCAAAUGAGAGUUCCUGUUACUCCACGUCUUUCCCAGCAUUUGUUGUCAUUAGUGCUCUGGAUUUUGGCCCUUCCAGGUGAAAUUGAUCUUCAAAUUAUCUCCAAAGUUCAGGCUCAAUACCCAGGAGUUUGUAUCAACAAUGAAGUUGUUGAGCCAAGUGCUGAACAAAUUGCCAAAUACAAAGAGCUUGUAGCCAAGACAUCAAACCUUGAGAAUGUAAAGUUUGCUUGGCAUAACGAGACAUCAUCUGAAUAUCAAAGAAGAAUGUUGGAGAAAAAGGAGGUUCAAAAGUGGGACUUUAUUCAUAUGAUUCAGAUGCUGUAUUAUGUGAAAGACAUCCCAGCUACCCUGAAAUUCUUCCAUAGUCUCUUAGGUACCAAUGCUAAGAUUCUCAUUAUUGUUGUGUCAGGAAGCAGUGGCUGGGACAAGCUGUGGAAAAAGUACGGAUCACACUUACCCCAGGAUGACCUCUGCCUGUAUGUCACAUCAGAUGACCUCACUCAGAUGCUGGACAACCUAGGGCUUAAGUAUGAGUGCUAUGACCUUUUGUCCACCUUGGACAUAUCUGAUUGCUUUACUGAUGGUAAUGAAACUGCAGACCUGCUUUGGGAUUUUUUGACUGAAACCUGCAACUUUAAUGCCACAGCACCACCUGAUCUCAAAGCAGAGCUUGUGAAAGAUCUACAAGAGCCUGAAUUCAGUACUAAGAAAGAGGGAAAGGUUCUUUUUAAUAAUAAUCUGAGUUUCAUAGUGAUUGGGGCAUAACUAUCAAUCACAAAAGUAUAUUCAAAAAUUAUAUUUUGAACAACUCUGAUUGCUCAUUGAUUUCCAUAUUAAAAUUACAGACACCUACAUUAAUGUAGAUAAAGCACUGUUUGGGUAUGAGAUGUAGCGAAUUCCAAGACAUUAUUGGACUUCCAUUUGGAAUCAUAUGAGACACUGCUGGUCUUAUCCUGUCCUUCCUCCAGGAAGAGAGACCACAUGCAGGCUCAACAUAACAUAAGCUAGAAAAAUUAGAUGACUGAAUUUCUAUGGCAUAUUGAUAAUAAAAUUCAUUCCAUUUGCUGAUUGUCUGAAAUUUUCUAGAAUAAUAAUAAAAUAUAUACUAUAGAUUCUUUAUUAGUGAAGUAUGCACUUAUCAAUACUUUGAACACAAAGCCUGUGUUACUGAUUUGGCCAUUUUGUGAAGAAAUAUUUCUCUUUGUACAUUCUUCUAUUGUACUUUUUAUCUCAUUUUUAUUAAUUUUUAAGAGUAAGCACCUUUACAAUAUUAAAGAUUAAUUCUUUAUCAUGUGUUGUCAUUUCUUGCCAUUGUGUUUCUCUUGUAAUUUUAUCUGUGAAUUAAUAGCUUUUUGUUUGUAUUUUUGAUAUUAUGAAGUUUUCUAUUAUAUUCAACCAAAUUUUUUAAAGUCUGGGCUUUGACACAUUUUAAAAGACCUUCUAAAACCAAGGUUUUAGAAUACUAACAUUUUAUCAAAAUAAUAUUAUAGUUUUGCUUUUUUUAAAAAAUGAAAUCUUUAAUAUGUUUGAAAUUUAGGUAAGUAUAACAGUGAGAACAAACUGUUUCCCCUCAAAAUAAUAGCCAGAUGUAUAAACAAAAUUUAUUGAAGAACAAAAAAACACAAAACUAAAACCUGUUCUAGCUUAAAAGGCACCUUUUACCAGAUUUCUAGGAAUUGCUUAAAUGCAAGGUUCUAGAAAACCUUCAAUGCAUUUCGAUACUUUAUAGUUUCUUAUGUCACUCUUAAGACCUCCUGUAAGACCAAGAGUCAUUUGGACUGUAGGAUUUCAGGGGGGUUUUGAAAACAUAUUUGAUGUUUCUUAUUUUUAAUAAUAACUCUCUAUCAUUUGUUUACAUAAACAGUACAUAUCUUUAGAUAAGUCAAUAGCUAAUUAAUAAUUAAUAAAUAUUUUAAGCAUGCAAAUAAUUAGUACUCCCUGUCAGAAACAAAACAAAAGUAAGGUUUUACUAAACAGCUCAUGAGCCCUCAUUCUGCCAAUGAGGAAGCCUUCAACCCGGUGUGAUACUCACUCUUUCAUGUAAUAGGGCUUCCAUGUAAUGCUGAUGUAUAAUCACUCUAAAAACUUAAACGACCCCUCUCAAUCACCUAGUUUAUCCCCAGGAAAUAUACUGGCAUAGAGAGCCUAUUUACACUGAUAAGCUACCAAGCUUUGUUGUUCAUAGUAAGUAAGAUGGACUUGCAUUGCUCUCUCUUUUUUUUGGACAACUUCAUCAAUGCUUUUUGAAUUAUAUGUUCCAACAAAUGAAAUGACAGUUCUCCAAUGAGAUUCCUGAGUAUGAACACUGAAUCGUUAAUCAUACUGAUAUGUACUACUGACAAAGGAAAUCUGUGAGGCACAUAUGAUUGAUGGGUAUGGGGCCAUGAAGACCUGGAAGAGCUUCACCAGAAAUAUGGAAAUCAAGACUUUACAGAGUCUUUUGUAUAAAGCACACAUGCAAAAACAAACAAAAAUAGAACUAACAAUCCUAUUGAAAGAUGCAAAGCAAUUGCAGUCCAUAGAUUGGUGUUUGUAAAUAUGGCCUUUUUCUUAUCCUUGUUAAGCCUUUAGUAUACAAGGAUAAAUAAAUUCUCACCUGCUUAAUUUUAAUGCAAUUGAAACACACAGCCUUUUUAAAGAGAGAAAUUCCCGUGAAAACCUACUAGCUAGCCAUGGGAAGCUAUAUAAGUUCAAGGGAUAAACCUAUCCCUGAUUUCUUCUUGCACUGUAUGAUAUUACCAAAAUUUGGGGCAGUCACAUGCUGGCUUUUCAGGUUUGUUCUUGUGUUUCAGAAAAAAAGUGCUCAGGGUGAAUUUGGAAUGUUGUUUUAUGUAUUGUGGAUCUCUCAGUGUUUAACAUGGUGCCUUGCAUAUGGUAAAUGCUAAGCAAAGGGGCAUCAAUGAAUUCUUUCCUUCUCAAACAUUUAUUUUGUACCUUGUGUGUUCAUAUUAUUGCUGUAAACAGAGCUCAAGAAAGCCAACAAAGUUAUGUGUUGCCAUUAGUAUGAGUGUAAACCUUAACUUAUUUAGGACUCUUUCAGACACAUUUUUGCACAUAUUGUUAGGGCAUAUUGCCAAAACCCAAAGAGAAAGCAUGAUAUGGAGUACAGCAUUUUAGGGCUUGAUAUUUGCUUAUUGUAAAAAUUGGUUACUUUCUUAAUUAAAAACCCUGCCAUUCUGGGCCAUAAAAACUAAGUAAUUUCUAAUGCACAUCCAUAAAAAGAGAUGCAAAGGCCAUAGAGAAUACUAGAUCUUAAGUCUGUGGACCUGCACAGACCCAAAUGUGUAUUUAAUGUAUUUUAAAUGUUUGUUUAAUGAGAAUAGCUUGCACAUAAUACUUCAUUAUUGAAAUCAUAUUUGUAUGUGUCACCUCAUCAGAAUGUUACUUCUAAGAAAAUGUGAACUUCUUGCGAAGUCCCACAGUGGAGUGAGUGGAUUAAAAUAACCUUGUUAAAUAAAGCUGAAAAGCCGGACUUAA